Molecule: messenger RNA, 1753 nt
Organism: Ananas comosus (pineapple)
Lineage: Eukaryota; Viridiplantae; Streptophyta; Magnoliopsida; Poales; Bromeliaceae
Product: myb family transcription factor EFM-like
Exons: 5
Coding region: 295-1470 (391 amino acids)
Biological process (GO): regulation of DNA-templated transcription
Molecular function (GO): DNA binding; DNA-binding transcription factor activity
Source: RefSeq, a predicted model, not a curated record
UCUCUCUCCCCCACCCACUCGCCUAUUCGAGAUUCCGUUUGUACGCGACGCCACGACCUCGAAACGAUUCCCUUUCCCAUUUCCUCUUCCCCUUCCCCCUCGCCAUCCCAUCUCUCUCUCUCUCUCUCUCUCUCUCUCGUUGUUUUAUUCCGUUCCGACGAUUCGCCUCUUCAGAUCCCUUAUUCCUCUUCCUCUUCCUCUCGCUGCGUGUUUAAUUAAGCUAUACAAAAUAAAUAAAUAAAAAAAUAAAAUCUCAUUAACUCUGGCUGCGAAACCAGCGUAUUUCUUGCGACGAUGGAUUCGACGGAGCGAGUGCGGAGAUGCAAGGAGUACGUGGAAGCCCUGGAAGCAGAGCGCCGUAAGAUCCAGGUCUUCCAGCGGGAGCUGCCCCUUUGCCUGCAGCUCGUUACGCAAACGAUCGAGACGGUGAAGCAGCAGAUGGAGAGCGAAAAUGUCCGAAGCGACGAUGGGCCCGUGUUGGAGGAGUUUAUCCCGUUGAAGCCGAGCUUGUCGUCGACGUCGGAAGAGGAGAGCGCGUUACACGAGAGUAAGAAACGAGAGAGCUCCUGCGACAGGAAGCCCGACUGGCUUCAAUCCGUGCAGCUGUGGAACCAGCAUCCCGAUCUGACUUUUCCGGUGGAACCGCCGCGGAAACCGAUAGCUGUGAGUGCGAAGAAGAUUGGAGGAGCAUUUCUCCCCUUCGAGAGAGAAAAGCAAGUCCCGCUCCCUCUCUCGUCAGCGACCCCACAGAUAGUCUCUUGCAUUGCUAGCGGGAGCGGAGAAAAGGAGAAGGAGAAGGAGAAAGAGAAGGAGAAGGACAAAGAGAAGGAGAAGGAGAAGGAGAAGGAGAAGGAGAAAGAGAAGGAGAAGGAGGAGGGGCAAUCGUCACAGUCUCAUAGGAAGGCGAGACGAUGCUGGUCCCCGGAGCUCCACCGCCGCUUCCUCGACGCCCUUCGACAGCUCGGGGGAUCUCAAGCUGCGACGCCUAAACAGAUCAGGGAGCUGAUGAAGGUGGAUGGCCUCACCAAUGAUGAAGUCAAGAGCCAUUUGCAGAAAUACCGACUACACACAAGACGACCGAGCACAGGCGUGCAGAGCAGCAGCACCACUAGCCAACAACCGGCUCCUCAGUUUGUAGUGGUCGGGGGCAUAUGGGUGCCUCCGCCGGACUAUGCAGCAGCUGCGGUUGCUGCUGCAGCUGCAGCUCAACCAGCCAACACUUCUGCUUCUGCAAGUGGAGUUUACGCGCCUGUUGCGACACUACCACCCGAGUUGAGAUUUCCUCAGAAGCAGCAGCAGCAGCAGCAGCAACACCAACAGAAGCGGCAGCAGAAUAGAAGAUCAUCAAAUAGAUCACCGACAGGGCCGCUAGACGAUAACAUGAGUGCCAACGAUGAUGAUGCCGCCAAUUCUGCUUCGCCUAGCGACUCAUCCUCUUCCCAGACUACGACCGCUUCACCUCCCUUCUAACUCUUUCCUCCCUUCUAACUCUUUUGAGAGAGAACUAGAGUGUGAUUUGUUUGUUCUUUUUGUCAUAAUAUUUUUGGCUUUGCCAGCUUCGUUUGAUCUUCUUUUGUGGUAAAACACUAAGCAGGUAAAUAUAUAGCAAGAUACCUUACACAUGAUGCAAAUAUCUUCUUGUUUGUAGCAGUGUAAAAUUAAGCUGUGUAUGAGAAAGGACAUGUUGGACGAAGGAAACUCUGAGGUUGACAAUAUUUGUGACAUUUUAUCUUUAUUUGAUUUUGUUUGUUCA